Molecule: messenger RNA, 627 nt
Organism: Australozyma saopauloensis
Lineage: Eukaryota; Fungi; Ascomycota; Pichiomycetes; Serinales; Metschnikowiaceae
Gene: MOH1
Product: Moh1p
Exons: 1
Coding region: 1-627 (208 amino acids)
Source: RefSeq, a predicted model, not a curated record
AUGGGGUUGCAAAUCACAGACUUCUUCGCUACACCUUCGUACGAAGAUGGCAGUACUCAAAUUAUUGUCUGCGCCGAAUGCACCUCUCAUUUGUGUCUCUCCAGUCUCAUUAUUUCAGAUAAUUUUUGGGGUCUGUCCGGCAAAGCCUAUCUCGUAGAUAGUGUGAUCAACACUCUGUUAGACCCGACGGAUAUCGAGACAAUGAUGAAAACGGGCACCUAUCUCAUCAAUAAGAUUCGCUGCCGCCAGUGUAGUACUAUUCUAGGCUGGUUGUACAAGAAAUCGUAUAGCGGUGCCGAAACUUAUAAAGAGGGCAAGUUUGUAAUCGAACGGAAGUUCAUUCACUUGAUUCCAAACAAUUCUGCAACAUCAGUCCUCGCAGAGCAGGCAAGAAUUCUGCGAAGACGUCGUUCAUCUGCAAGCAUUGGAGCCUCCGACGACGACAGCCUAAGUCUGCUGUCUAAAUGCGACAAUUGCGACUCAUGUAAGCUUUCUUCGGUGAAGAAGAAGUUUGGUGGGAGACCGCCGAUUUGUUUGGGCCAUUCAAUGUCCCGCCGUCCUCUUUUAGGCGAUAGAGAUAGCUUCGACGAGCACGAUGAGGAUGCAAACGUCUUCGUCGAUGCUUAA